Messenger RNA from Populus nigra (black poplar), 3025 nucleotides. Its product is annotated as BTB/POZ domain-containing protein NPY2-like. The transcript has 5 exons. The record is from RefSeq and is a predicted model, not a curated record. NCBI's taxonomy places the organism in Eukaryota, Viridiplantae, Streptophyta, Magnoliopsida, Malpighiales, Salicaceae. Bases 1040 to 2884 code for a protein of 614 amino acids. Gene Ontology annotation, molecular function: protein binding.
CAAUAAUUAAACCAAAACAAGAAAAGACACUCAAAGACCAUUUUUAUUUUUCGUUUGAUGUAAUAACUGUAAAUUGUAGGAUUGGCGGCAAUACACGCUUAUGUGAUAAGACAUCGGUUUCUAGCUUAUGUUUUUGUGUAAGAAAACUUGUGGGGUUUUCGGUUUCUGUAACCAAGUGACGACUCAUCUUCUUGGAGAUUUUCCUUGGUGAUUCCCUUAGAGUUUUGUCUUGGUUAAUGUUUUUAGCUAGUUAGGACUCAAAAUUCGCAUCUUUUCAAUGGUACUAGCAUAGCAAUUAUUGGGUUUUCAAAGUUCAACGGUAAAAAUAUACAUAUUCUUUAUACUGGUCAAGUUUGGAACUUGACAUUUAAUUAAGCUGAAUUCUUCUUGUUGAUAUAUGAAUCUUUAAAUAAAGAAGGGAGGAAACAACGUAUCAGAGAAAUCAGAGAUGGAAAGAUAAAAGAAAUAGAGUGUGAGUGAGGUGGAAUCAGAUUUAUGCUUGUGGGUUGUUUCUAUUUAGUGAAUUGUUUAGUGUAGAGUGCCUGUUGGCUAUGUCUCCUGGGCUGAUUCAUUGCCUCCGUACUCUGUGGGCUUUGCCGCCGAUUAAGGCAACAGCCAUUUCUUUGGCUUUCAAUUUAUAUAAGAGAUCCUUUUAGUUGAGAAACUACUCGAUCCCAUCUUCUUUAUAUCCCUUUUUAACUCUCUCUCUCUCUCUCUCUCUACCCUUCCUGCCUCGGUUGCUUUCAAGAUUUGCACAUACCUUACUUGGUACAUAUUGUUCACUACCCUUUCAGAUCCUUAUUGACUCUCACGUAGGCCAAGAAGUCUGUUACAAUUGAGGAACCUGGUCCCCACACCAGGAAUAUCCUUUCCAAUUCAGGAAAAAAUUCCUCGAGUUGGGUUAUGUAGAUGUUUCAUUGGGAAUGUGUGGUGGCGAGCGUAUAGCGCAAAGGUGUUUGAUUUAGGAGUGAUCAAUUGAGUGCGGGGAAGAAUAUUUCUUUUGAAGUGCUACAUUAUUUGGAUCUUCUUGUUUGGCAAGAUGAAGUUCAUGAAACUUGGAUCAAAGUCAGAUUCGUUUCAAACAGAUGGGAAUAGUAUUAGGUAUGUGGCUACCGAGUUGGCAACUGAUAUCACUGUUAACGUUGGGGAUAUAAAGUUUCAUUUGCAUAAGUUUCCUCUUCUGUCCAAAAGCGCUCAGUUGCAGAAGUUGGUCACAACUGCCAAUGGAGAAAACAGUGAUGAAGUUGACAUUUCUGAUAUUCCGGGUGGGCCUUCUGCCUUCGAGAUAUGUGCAAAAUUUUGUUAUGGCAUGACUGUAACAAUCAAUGCUUAUAAUGUUGUUGCUGCCCGAUGUGCGGCUGAGUACCUGGGAAUGCACGAGACUAUCGAAAAAGGGAACCUCAUUUACAAAAUUGAAGUCUUCCUUAGUUCUAGCAUUUUCCGCAGCUGGAAGGAUUCAAUCAUUGUUCUUCAGACCACAAGGUCACUUUUGCCAUUAUCCGAGGAACUGAAGGUGAUCAGCCAUUGCAUUGAUGCCAUAGCUGCCAAGGCCUGUGUUGAUGUUUCAAAAGUUGAGUGGUCCUAUUCAUACAACCGAAAAAAUCUCCCUGAGGAAAAUGGGACUGAAUCAAACUUGAAUGGUCUGAGAAACCGGUCAGUGCCAAAGGACUGGUGGGUUGAGGAUUUGUGUGAGCUUGAAAUUGGAUUAUAUAAGCGUGUUGUUAUUACGAUUAGGACCAAAGCCAUACUUUCUGAUGAGGUGAUUGGAGAAGCUUUGAAAGCUUAUGCUUACAGAAGGUUGCCAGGUUUCAGCAAGGGUAUGAUCCAGAGUGGACAAGCAGCAAAAUAUCGAUCAAUAGUUGAUACCAUUGUGUGGCUGUUGCCUGCUGAGCGAGGCAGCGUCUCCUGUAGUUUCUUGCUGAAGCUAUUAAAAGCAGCCAUAUAUGCUGACUUUGGUGAUACAACAAAAGGACAGCUGAUAAAGAAAAUAGGUCAUCAACUAGAGGAGGCUUCUGUAAAUGAUCUUUUGAUUCGUGCAGGGGAAGGAGAGACUAUGAUGUAUGAUGUUGAUUCAGUAAAGAAAAUGGUCGAAGAGUUUCUGAUGCGAGAUCAGAUUGCUGAGAUUGAGUCAGAAGAAGGCCAUGAGGUUCAGGAGAUGAGAAAACCUGGGAUUUUAUCUGAUGCUUCCAAGCUCAUGGUGGCAAAACUGAUAGAUGGAUAUCUAGCUGAGAUAGCAAAGGAUCCAAAUCUGCCCCUGUUGAAGUUUAUUGAACUUGCUGAGAUGGUAUCUGGUAUCUCUAGACCUGCUCAUGAUGCACUUUACAGGGCAGUUGACAUGUAUCUCAAGGAACACCCAGGGAUCAGCAAGAGUGAGAGGAAGAGGAUAUGCAAAUUGAUGGACUGCAAGAAGCUAUCAGUUGAUGCAUGCAUGCAUGCGAUGCAGAAUGACAGACUACCAUUGCGUGUAGUCGUGCAGGUACUCUUCUUCGAGCAGGUCAGGGUGGCUGCGUCAUCAGGCAGUAGCACUCCCGACCUUCCUAAAAGCAUCAGGGAUCUUAACAAUGGGUCUCAAAGGAGCUCAAGGUCAACCACUACCAACACUGAAGAAGAUUGGGAUGCUGUGGCCACUGCUGAGGAGCUCAAGGCUCUAAAGGAGGAGGUUGCUUCCUUGAGAUUGGCUAAUGGUAGAAAUGGUGUAGAUAAGGCUGCCAGUAACAAAUUGAAAGGGAUGCUUAAGUCGAAGAAGAUCUUUACUAAGCUCUGGUCAAGCAAAGGAGAAAAGGGUGAGAAGAGUGGCUCGGAUUCAUCAGAGAGUACUGGUUCUGCUAACAUGGAAGAAGCUAAAUCCACACCUUCCAGAAAUAGGAGGCAUUCAGUCUCUUAGUAGAGAAUUUAGUUAUUAUGCAGAGUAGUUUUCUUGACAUGUUUCUUUAUUGGCCUUUUACCUAUGUUAAUGACUCCAACAGCUUGAAAAGAGCGGUGUUUUAUCUUCUAAAAAGAGCAAAAUGAAGUGUAUACUUUGCAA